CACAUAGCUUCUUCGGCACAGAGCGACCAGCUACAGCAAGUCCGGCAGCAACUGUGACAUGGCGAUCAAGCUCGUUAUUCUCCUGUGCCUUCUGGUGACCGCGGCCCAGUGUGGCGUCGUCCCAGCUGCUGUUGCCACCGACUAUGACCCUCAUCCUCAGUACACCUUUGCGUACGACAUUCGAGACGGACUGACGGGCGAUACCAAGAGCCAACACGAGAGUCGCAGCGGAGACGUCGUCCAGGGCAGCUACAGCCUGGUGGAGCCUGAUGGCCAUGUGCGCACUGUGCUGUAUGCUGCCGACCCCGUCAACGGGUUCAACGCCGUCGUGCAGCGCAGCCCCCUCGUGCAUGCCAAGGCCGUUAAGGCUUUCUGAUCUUCCACUAUUUAUGUUGCUUACUGUAUUUAAUUAAUGCUUAUUUAUCUGCUCGCUCGUCAUUAUUCAUGUUAAACAAUGUAAGACAUGACUUUUGUCUCCUGGUUUUAAUGGUUUCUGUGGCCAGUUUGACACAUUGAAUCCUGGUAACGUAAAAUAACGUUUUGUUUAAUUAUAUCAAUAUUGGCGAAAAAUGGGAAUGCCAGAUCAACCAGUUGUCUUACCGUCUUACAAAAUGAACGUUAUUUACUAUUGUUCCUCAAGUCUCAGUGGCCAAAUUGCACUGAGUACACACGCUUUUGGGUAUGUGACGGCAUAUUUUGUUUUUUGUAUCAUCCACCAUUGACUGCAUUCUGUCCUCCUGAAUUACAUCUGCUCGAAAUAAUUUUCGGGAGAGAUUUUGAGACAGUUGUAUAUACAAAUUUAUUGUAAAAUUGGUGAAGUUUUAAGACUGCAAAAUAUUAUUUAUUUGAUCAUUACAUAAAUUAUUUGAAACAUCAACUGCUACUAGUUGCAUAUUUAAGUUGAUGUGAUCUUUUAGUCAAACAAGAGGUCCUGUCACACACAGACUCUGCCUUCGUCUCCAGUUUGAGUUAUUAUUUCUGGGAUGGCUUUGUUACUUUAUCGGACCUUCGAAAGCACGUUGAAAAGGUUUAAGUUUCGACCGAAUAGGAAACAUAAGACUGUGGCUCGUGUCUGUGGUUGUGUGGUUUGCUUUACGUGAUCUGUGUUCUAAAUAAAACACGCAAUAACGAUCA
Molecule: messenger RNA, 1134 nt
Organism: Zootermopsis nevadensis
Lineage: Eukaryota; Metazoa; Arthropoda; Insecta; Blattodea; Termopsidae
Product: larval cuticle protein A2B
Cellular component (GO): extracellular matrix
Source: RefSeq, a predicted model, not a curated record